This is a messenger RNA of Oikopleura dioica, 447 nucleotides long. NCBI's taxonomy places the organism in Eukaryota, Metazoa, Chordata, Appendicularia, Copelata, Oikopleuridae. The record is from the annotation of a GenBank genome assembly.
AUGUCUGGCAAAGGAAAAGGCAAAGGCAAGGGAGCCGGAAGUACUGGCGGCAAAGGCGAGGGAAAGUCAAAGAAGAACAAAUCGAUCUCGAGAUCUGCCCGCGCCGGUCUUCAGUUCCCAGUCGGUCGAAUCCACAGACACCUCAAAUCCAAGGUACCAGCACAUGGCCGUGUAGGCGCCACAUCCUCCGUCUACUCGGCGGCGAUCCUCGAAUACCUCACCGCCGAAGUAUUGGAACUCGCCGGAAACGCCUCCAAAGAUCUCAAGGUCAAACGAAUCACGCCCAGACACUUACAGCUUGCGAUCAGAGGAGAUGAAGAAUUAGACAUGCUGAUCAAAGCCACCAUCGCUGGAGGUGGUGUGAUCCCGCACAUCCACAAGUCGCUGCUGGAGAAAUCGCGGCCGAACACCGAUGGCGUCAUGGCACCUCCCCAGCCACCCCAAUAG